Solenopsis invicta (red fire ant) is the source of this 2697-nucleotide messenger RNA. It is a transcript of the gene Mks1, whose product is annotated as Meckel syndrome type 1 protein. Bases 906 to 2483 code for a protein of 525 amino acids. Gene Ontology annotation, cellular component: MKS complex. Gene Ontology annotation, biological process: cilium assembly. The transcript is spliced from 6 exons. Lineage: Eukaryota; Metazoa; Arthropoda; Insecta; Hymenoptera; Formicidae. The record is from RefSeq and is a predicted model, not a curated record.
GGCGGGCAGGAAACAAGCAGGCAAGCAGGUGUCGAGAGCGAGCGAGCGAGCGAGAGUUAACGGUACCGUUUCGAAUGGCUCGAGCGUCCUUUUGCCGAGUCGCGACGACAGCCGGGGGACACUCGGCGAAGAGACGCGCGCGAGAAUUGGACGCUCGCUGGAAAGUGUAUCGUGAGGUUAACCGGCCUACUUUUUUUUUGUUCAUUUCUUUCGCGCCUUCCGCUUCGAGGAACGAAUACUCCGACGUGGGAUCCGACAGUCCCAAAUUCGGAGCUAACCGAGCUUACCAUACAGGAUGUAUCCUAGACAAUUCAAGGUUUUUGCGAGGCAACGCACGUCGAAGCUGUUACGCCGGUCGUUUAAUAGCACGUACGGAGAAGACGCCCGUGUUCCGAGGAAUACACCUAAUCGCGACAAAGUCCCCGGCAUCGAACGUUUACCGAGAUAUACAUUCAUCGACGUGGCGCAUGGCUCUGACUCAUUGGAAACUUGCUAAUGAAGCUAUUAAAAAAAAUAGAGAGACUGAUCUUUACAUGCAUGCGAUGUAAAAAAUAUGCCCUGUCACGAUUACACGUAUUGUUCAUGUGCAAUGCAAAUCUAAAGAAGAUGCAUUUUUCAUGUCAACGGCGAUAUUUUUUCAAUUUUAACAAACGAAGAUAUUUUCUUCUUUCCUACGGCACACGGAUUUCGCGAUGACGAUGCUCUACGUAUGCAUGUAUGUACUAUAGGUGUGCCGUGCCGCCAGCGGCGAGGUUGCCUAGCGACGUGACGAAUCAACAAACGAAUCAGCCGAGAUCAUUGACAGCCGCCGUAGCUUAUUUUGCGUGUUCCGCACCACAGUUCCAAUUCUAUUUUGUAACAACAAUCAGAGCGACAUCCGUGUAACAUCGCGCGACGACUUCAGGAUGACGCGCGAGAAAGAAAGGAUGAAGAUAGCGGCGAGCUACAGAGUGAACGAACCGAUAAACAAUUUGAAGAUAAGAGUGCGAGUCGUGCAGGAGAGGUCCCCGCUGGCCAAGUUGCUGGCCGAGGAAUCCGUCGAGGAGGGCGGCGAGACCAGAGACUCCAACUUCUUGGAGGAGGAGGACCAUAUUUUUAGCUGGCAAGACAAGGUAUUCGGCCCGUUCGAGAUCGAUUUCUAUGCGGACGAGAAGAAUUGCCUGACCGAACGUCAGCGAGAGUACCACCGACGUAUACGCGAUGAGCAACUGCAGGGUGCACGCUUGUACUCGUACACGGAAAACGACACCUACUACGCCGAUGACGACCUCCUGACGACGCCUUACAGAUCGUAUCUGUCGGUGAAAAAUCAAACCGCGUUGCCGACCAUGCGGAAUCGCAAGUCCUUCCAGGAGCGAUAUAAUAAGAACGUGGUGGAUGACAGAAGCACGGAUACCCAGAUUCGAUCGAAUCAUUAUCUCUAUACCGAACGUAGCACCAUGCACGUGAUGGCCGAUUUGUCGCGCAAGGACGAGCCCGGCGCGACCGGCAUUGCUGCCGCCGGGUCGACGGACUCGGAGACGCUGCUCUGCACGGUGAUUUACGACAAGGCGCGCAAGCUGUUGACGAUUAGCCCCGAUUUCACGGUCGACGACGAGCACGAACGGCAUUACAACGUCACCAACGGUUACGGUGUCAGAUUUAAUUAUCGCAUCGAGCACGUUUCCGAGGAGCGAACGGCGCUGGAAUUGCAGGAGCACCGCGAGGACGCGCGCCGUGAAGUACAACAGCAACUUGCUUACAAAGAAACAGAGUUGUACAAGGAAUUACAAUUACCACCAGCGGGUUUAUCUACACUAUUCAUAUGCUUGGAUAUUGCGUCAGCUCACGGUUUUUCUUACGACGGAUUGUUCGUUACCUAUUUCAUCGAUUUGCCACAACAUUGGAGUACAAAACAAAAAGAAAGAUUAUUUGGCAGAACUCAGAAAAGCCGUUUAGAAAAUAGAACGGCGUAUUUUAGUUAUUGUACAGACAUAUCCUUGCAUCAUCCGUCAAAUGAAUUUCAACAAUUAAGCGACGAUGCAUUGUCACGUUGGCCUCGUUUAUUGCUCUCCGCAGCAUCUCUGGAUAGUUGGACCAGGUAUCGAAUAGAAGGUUACGCAGCAUUGCCAAUACCAAUGACGCCUGGCAGAUACGAAUUUACAGUUUCUACAUGGCGUGCGAAAGGAAGUAUUAUUGAUACAUUGAGACGAUUUUUUGUUGGUGGUUCUUACGAGCUCGAGGAUAUAACAUAUUGUGGUAUUCCAAUGAAUCACGAGGGCAAAAUUUUAGAUAAAUCAAACUUGAAAGUCGUACCGAGUGGGAAUAUUAAAAUUUAUAUGAAUGUAAUACUUCAAAGUGGUAAACAUUUCAAUCAUCAAAGAGAUGACUCGGAUAAAGUUAGCACCGAUACACUUGUAAAUAAUGUUGAAAAUGUUCUUGAACAAUUUAAAGCGGCUAAGGAACGCAUGAUACGAAUACGAGCAAUGAAUUCUAAGCGAUAAAUUAUUUUAGUAAUAAUUAAGAAGACUGAAUAGAAUUAGUAUUGAGACUUGAUUUCAUAUCAAAUAAUAUAUUUAAAAUUAUAUUGUAAGUGAAAAUAUGAUAUAAAGUUAAUUUUGUAUGAAAUACAAAAAAGAUAUGAGAUAAUUUUAUAUUAUCUGUGUAUAAUUACUAAUAAAUUAUAAUUAUGUUAUUAUAAUUAAAUGGCAGAAUCAA